Nothoprocta perdicaria is the source of this 3271-nucleotide messenger RNA. RefSeq names its product synapse defective Rho GTPase homolog 2 (gene SYDE2). The transcript has 7 exons. Gene Ontology annotation, biological process: signal transduction. Lineage: Eukaryota; Metazoa; Chordata; Aves; Tinamiformes; Tinamidae. The record is from RefSeq and is a predicted model, not a curated record. Bases 1 to 2865 code for a protein of 954 amino acids.
AUGGCGGAUUUAACUGAAAAUGUUUACAUAGCUUCGAGAAGCAGGAGAGAACCUAAAACUGCCAAGGCAAGCGAAGUCCCCGAGGCCAGGCCGCAGAUGAACAGCAUCACCGUUUCGAAGAAGCGCAACUGGCUGCACCAGAGCACGCACAGAGCUCCUCACACGGAAGAGGAAAACACGUGUACRAGAACGCAAGGGGCUCUUAUCCAGGUACCAGCAUCUCCUAGCCCGUUGCCGGAACCCAAAAUCCAGGCGGUUCCUUCCCGGUCGCCUGUGGGGCCGGAGUGUCCCGCAGGACCCUGCGCUGCUGCCAGCGCCGUUCCAAGCGGCGCGAGCUCCUUUGUCCCGAGAAGCUGCGCUCUGGACUUCAGCGAGGACAACGAUGCCGACGAUGAAGGAGAAAUAUGGUACAACCCCAUCCCUGAGGAUGAUGAGCCYGACUGGCCCAGAGCCCGCAGCUCGGGUGUGAGCCGCUCCGGUACGACGCGCUCCCAAGCCGCCGGCUACAAAACGGGGAGACACUUGGCUCAAGGCGGGGGGGCCCCCGAAGGCCCCCCUUGCCCGUCGGGGAGCAGUGGGACAGUCCAGCCCGGUGAGCCGGCUCCCGGCGAGGCCGCGCGUGCCCCGGAGCACGGGCAGCUGCCCAGGCCCCGGCUGGCGGGCAAGGCGCAGGGCGGGCCGGCCCCCGAGGACUGCUGUGCGGCCAGGUGCCCCCCGCCAGGAUCUGGAAUUGCACUUGCGUCCAAGGCUGACAUACCACCAGCAGAAAUUUCUCCUCCAAGUCCCAGUCCUUUGAAAAAAGGUGGAUCAAUCAACUGGCCUUUUCCCGAUAGAAUUAAAUCUCCCAGAACUGUGAGGAAACUUUCCAUGAAAAUGAAAAAGCUGCCAGAGCUCAGCAGAAAGUUGAGUGUCAAGGGAACGUCAAGCCAUAAUAGCUGCGAUAAUCCUUCUUCCCUGCCGAAAGGUACCUGUCGGGAUACAAGCCAUACCACGUCUUUGUCAUCUUCUGGAAGCUCCACGGCAGCUGCCAGCAGGAAUGUGAUAAGCCGUUACCAUCUCGACAGCAGCGUGUCCUCGCAGCACACCUACAAGAAGAAGAGCAUGAGGAGGUCCAAGUCCUCCAGCAAAGGUGGUUACCUCAGUGACGGUGAUUCUCCUGAACUUAUAACCAAAUCAGGGAAACAUGGACACGAAACCAAGUUUGGGAAAGGGAAGGACGCCCUUCCAAGCAACAGCAGUAAGGCCGAAAUAGAUAUUGAUGCUUUUAGACACUAUAACUUCUCUGAUCAACCCAAGUGUUCUCAGUACAUCUCUGGACUCAUGAGCAUUCAUUUCUAUGGCGCUGAAGAUUUGAAGCCACCAAGAAUAGACUCAAAGGACGUCUUUUGUGCAAUACAGGUUGACUCAGUAAACAAAGCAAGAACAGCCCUGCUUACAUGUAGGACAACCUUUUUAGAUAUGGACCACACAUUCAACAUAGAAAUUGAAAAUGCUCAGCACUUAAAGCUAGUAGUGUUCAGCUGGGAACCCACCCCACGGAAAAAUCGCGUUUGUUGCCAUGGAACGGUGGUUCUUCCUACUCUCUUUCGAGUGACAAAGAUGCAUCAACUGGCUGUCAAACUGGAACCAAGGGGGCUUAUUUAUGUCAAACUGUCUCUCAUGGAACAGUGGGAGAACUCUCUUGAUGGUCUAGAUGCAGUCCGAGAGCCAGUGAUGUUUGGGGUAGAUGCUCGAAAAGUUGUUGAGAAGGAGAAUGCAGGCUUGAUGGUACCGCUUUUGAUGCAGAAGUGUAUUCUGGAGAUAGAGAAGAGAGGCUGUCAGGUCGUGGGCCUCUAUCGCCUCUGCGGCUCGGCAGCAGUUAAGAAGGAGCUUCGGGAGGCCUUCGAGAGAGACAGCAAAGCCGUUUCCCUCUGCGAGAACCAGUACCCAGAUGUCAAUGUGAUAACAGGUGUCCUAAAGGAUUAUCUGCGAGAGCUGCCCUCUCCCCUGAUAACCAAGCAGCUGUAUGAAGCAGUGCUGGAGGCCAUGGUGAAAAAUCCCUUGAAAAUGACAGCAAGCGGCUGUGAAAAUGACCCAAGUGAUUCUGAGCACACAGCAGCCCUUCUGGAUUGCCUGCCAGAUGUUGAGAAGGCUACUCUGAAGAUGCUCUUGGACCACCUGAAGUUAGUGGCUUCCUACCACGAAGUAAAUAAGAUGACAUGCCAGAAUUUAGCCGUAUGUUUUGGUCCUGUGUUACUGAGCCAGAGGCAGGAGACCAGCAACCAUAACAACAGAGUCUUCACAGACUCGGAAGAACUUGCCAGUGCUCUGGACUUCAAAAAGCACAUAGAAGUUCUUCACUACUUGCUCCAGCUAUGGCCAGUGCAUCAUUCAACUGCCAAAGACCCAACGCAUCUGAAUGCUUUUUCAGAGCACCCGUCGUCCCUGCAUUACCUGAGACCUAAGAAGCAAAGACCUCAGAUGUUGAAUUUGAGCGGUACUGAAAUGGCCGGGGUGCUUAGGCCGCGGCCAGCAGGUCUGGACAGCCCUUCGAGUAACCGCUAUGCAGGAGACUGGAGUAGCUGUGGGGAAAACUACUUCUUAAACCCCAAAGAGAGCCCAGAUGAAGCAGAUUAUGAUGAUGUGCCUUCGGAAGACACAGAAAGCGGGGAUGAGAGCAGCAGAGUGGAUGGGUCAGAUGGCCUCAUGAAGCAUCCCCAGACCGUUCCCAAGGAACGCGCGUUUCGGAGCUAUCUGACAAUGCAAGCCAUCGAUUCCGCAGYGGACCACAGGGCCAACCUCAAAGACCUGCAGGAAAGUAUAGAUAUUCUCAUAGGAAACCUGGAAAGGGAACUCAACAAAAACAAGCUGAACAUGAGCUAUUAAUUCCUGUCCUGCAUGAUGUCUCUUCCUGGCGCUUCUCCGCUCCCCCAAGGGCCGGUUUUCCGUGAGCRGAAUGGCCCGUCCUCAUGAGGCCGUGGCCCACCUGGAACCAACCAACCCCUUUUAAGACAUUCCGUUUAUUAGAAGAACAUGUUGGCCUGAUCCUCUGGUGUUUGAGACAGAGCCAUAGAGAACAUGAAGUGACUCUACAAAGUGGUGGCAGAUCCUCCCUAAAAAUACUAUGCACUUAGGCAGUUUGGGCAAUAUCUGACAGAAGAUAAAGCAGCAUCUCUGCUAUUUGUCACAACAGUCAAACUCCACGUUCCUGAGACUCUAAUUCUGGUACAGAUGCUCCUCUGAGCAGAGGAUUAACGCUGCUUGGCCUGAGAUUUGCAGCAUGAACUUUAGA